Eurytemora carolleeae is the source of this 1944-nucleotide messenger RNA. It is a transcript of the gene Sply, whose product is annotated as sphingosine-1-phosphate lyase 1. Gene Ontology annotation, cellular component: endoplasmic reticulum. The record is from RefSeq and is a predicted model, not a curated record. Bases 135 to 1844 code for a protein of 569 amino acids. Gene Ontology annotation, molecular function: pyridoxal phosphate binding; sphinganine-1-phosphate aldolase activity. The transcript has 2 exons. NCBI's taxonomy places the organism in Eukaryota, Metazoa, Arthropoda, Copepoda, Calanoida, Temoridae. Gene Ontology annotation, biological process: sphingolipid catabolic process; carboxylic acid metabolic process.
UAUCUUGUUUUUUCGUCAUCAUCGUCAGAGGUUUCUUUUUUAUGUAAAUUUAUUUACGCAAGGUUUAUUAGUAGAUUGUUGGCACAGCCGAGAGUGAAAGCUGAUACGUCAAGCCCCUAUAGGAUUCCAGUCAUAUGUCCCUAGCUCCUAAUCUUGGUUUAGCAGUUCAACAGAUAGACAACAUGACGCUUUGUGGAGCGUUAGUAGCGUCUCCAUUCUUGAAAGCAGCAAAUCAGCUGGAUACAAGGCUAACUGGAACUGAGCCUUGGAAGAUCGUGGUUGGUACUGCGGGAGUAUCUCUCGGUGUCGCCUAUUUGUACUCCUUAACCCGACAUAGGAUCCCGCUAAGGGUGCGAGCUAAAGCGUACAUUUUUAAAUGGAUCAAGAGAAUCCCGGCCAUCCGACGAAAAAUCAUGGACGAAAAGAGUAAGAUGAAGGCAAACAUGACUGAGGAGUUGCAGAAGGACUGCAUGGACCUCCCAGAUAUCCUGGUUUUACCGGCAAACGGAUUCUCCCAUGAUGACGUGAUCCAGAAGACUAAAGAGUAUCUAGAGUAUGGUAACAUGGACUGGGAGUCUGGUGCGCUCUCUGGUGGUGUUUAUAAUGGUAGUAAAGAGCUCUCAGAACUGAUCACAGAAGUUUACAGACUUGCACUCUGGAGCAAUCCCCUCCAUCCCGACGCCUUCCCUGGCCUUCGUCAGAUGGAGAUGGAGGUUGUAAGGAUGACAUGUGAUAUGUUCCAAGGAGGUCCUGAGUCCUGUGGUUGUGUUACUACAGGAGGAACAGAAUCAAUCCUCCUGGCCUGCAAAGCGUAUAGGGAUCGCGCACUUGAGCGCGGAAUUGAGUUCCCAGAGAUUCUUGUUCCCGUAAGUGCGCAUGCAGCCUUUGACAAAGCCGCCCAGAUUCUUGGAAUGAAUAUCCAACACGCUCCCAUGGAUCCAAUCACAAUGAGAGUUGAUCUCCCCGCUAUGAAACGAUUGAUAACCAAGAACACCGCCAUGUUGGUUGGUUCAGCACCUCAGUUUCCACAUGGUAGUAUUGACCCCAUAGAAGAGAUUGGACAACUCGGCUUAAAGUACGAUAUCCCGGUGCAUGUUGAUGCAUGUCUUGGAGGAUUUAUUAUCGCGUUCCAGGGCGAGGCCGGUUAUCCUGUUGGUGGGUUUGAUUUUACAGUGCCCGGAGUCUGCAGUAUCAGCGCGGAUACACACAAGUAUGGUUAUGCACCUAAAGGAAGUUCAGUGCUAGUCUACAAAAAUCCCGAGUUGAGGAACUAUCAAUGGUUUUCUUGUCCUGACUGGCCCGGCGGUAUUUAUGCCACUCCCACCAUCGGUGGUAGUCGUGCCGGCGGUAUUAUCGCCGCCACUUGGGCUUCAAUGAUUCAUUUUGGCCGAUCUGGAUAUGUUGAAUCGACGAAAAGGAUUGUUGAGACAACAAGAAGAGUUGCCAAGGAACUUGCUGACAUCCCUGGCCUUAAGAUCGUCGGUGUCCCUGAAGUAUCGGUAGUUGGGUUCGGCAGUGACCACUUUAACGUCUACGCAGUCACCGACGGAAUGAAAAACAGAGGAUGGAGUCUAAACUCUCUUCAGUUCCCUGUAUCCGCCCAUAUUUGCAUCACCACACUGCACACUCUGCCUGGCGUGGCAGAUAGAUUUCUUAACGAUGUUCGGGAGAUUACGGCGGAGAUUAUGAAAAAUCCCGGGGCCUGUAACUCUGGAACCGCCGCGGUUUACGGUAUGGCAGCUUCUAUCCCUGAUCGUUCAAUUGUUUCUGAGUUGAUCGGGUGUUAUUUGGAUGCUUUAUAUUCCUCUAAGCUCGAUCUAAACAUCUCCCCUAAAAAUGUUUAAUGGGAAGUUUCACUUGAAAUGUGAUUUUUUUGUAAGAAGCAUCGGUUAUAAAUAUUUGACCAGAAGUUUAUUUUUAUAAAUAUAUUUUGCUUACUUUUCA